AUGAACCCUCUCACAUCCCAAUGGAAGAAUCAAAUGAUCUUGGCACCCCUGACACGGGGUGGGAACUUGCCCUUUCGUCGCCUCUGUGCCGAUUUUGGCAUGUCGGUAUCCAUGAGCGAAAUGGUCUAUGCACGCUUUUUGAUCAAGGGAGAUCCCACCGAACAGGCGCGAUUGCGACGAGCAUCCAACGAAGAAUGCUUUGGAGUUCAGAUUGCCACCAACGACAUUCACGAAGGAAAAGCCGCCAUAAGCUUGGCAGCGCAAAAUGCGGAUUUUAUCGAUCUCAAUUGCGGCUGUCCCAUUUACGAAGCCACACGUCGGGGAUUGGGAUCGGCACUCUUGCGGUCGCCGGAAAAACUGGGGAAGUUGGAUACCCUGGGUCGAGAUGCCAGCAGUGUCAAUGUCUUGGAUAUUGCCAGGGCUGUACGAGAAGCUGGCGCAUCCGCCCUGACCAUUCAUGGUCGAACCGCGAUACAAGGCUAUCACAAAGCAGCCGACUGGAGUCUGAUACAACAAAUUGUGGAGGAGAAUCAGCAGUACGACGACGACAAAGCAAUGUGCAUUGUGGGAAAUGGCGAUAUCUUUACCCAUUGGGAAGCGCACAGGCGCAUCGAAGAAACUGGAGUGGAUGCCGUCAUGGUGGGAAGGGGUGCCUUGAUCAAACCUUGGAUCUUUCAGGAAUUUCAGCAACGCAAAUCCUGGGAACCAGAUCUGGAGGAACGCAUUGCCAUAUACAGACGAUUGACCUGUUACAUGAAAGAUCACUUUGGAGACGAUGAGUUGGGAAGGAAAAAGAGCUGGAACUUUUUGCCAUGGCAUUUAGAUUUCUUGGCGAGAUACACCGGGUUUCCUGAUGCCGAAUAUGCCCAUGUCAUGUCCGACGAACCACUCAUUCAGAGGAGGAAACCGCCCAGUGAUAAUAUUGCGCCGUUGGGACUACUGUUAGAGCACGGAAGCAAGGCAACUCACGAACGCAUUGCAGGCAUACUUUGGGACUCUACAUCCGACAAGGAAGCAGUGGCCAACCUCCAGUCGUUUGCUGAAAGCAAGGAAUUUGAAACCAUUCAAAACUGCCACGAAGAUGACGGCAAGAACGAGGAAACUACUGAGCUUGCCAAUAUCCGAUCGGGCGGCAAAUGGAGGAAGCGGCGAGGGCGAUCACCCAAACCCCAACGAACGCCAGAAGAGAUUGCGGCGAUUCGGGCAGAACGCGCCGCCAAGAAAGCGAGACUAGCCAUGGAAGAGACCAACGCAGCAGAAGUGGAAAGUUGA
This is a messenger RNA of Seminavis robusta, 1272 nucleotides long. The record is from the annotation of a GenBank genome assembly. Lineage: Eukaryota; Bacillariophyta; Bacillariophyceae; Naviculales; Naviculaceae.